Molecule: messenger RNA, 711 nt
Organism: Ictalurus furcatus (blue catfish)
Lineage: Eukaryota; Metazoa; Chordata; Actinopteri; Siluriformes; Ictaluridae
Product: butyrophilin-like protein 1
Exons: 4
Coding region: 283-639 (118 amino acids)
Source: RefSeq, a predicted model, not a curated record
AGAGGUGAAGGGGCGGAGCUCUCUCUCAGUUCUCUGUAAUGAAGGUGAAAGUGAAAGUAGUCAUUACACUUCCGGCUGUAACAGACUAAAACAGGAGGAAUAUAUUUGUGCGUGUAGACAGGGGGGAGAUUUUACACACGGUGUUUAAACUGUAAUGAGGUCAAAAUACUGAAUAUGAGCCGCUCUGAAAUGUGGACACACUUCAGCUAAAGCAGCAGAUUUGUUUAUAUCUGAGGAACCGAAAAGGAUUUUAUUAGUUUGAACCUACAGAAAGAGAUAAAGAUGGCGGCUGCACACAAUGAGUUUAAACUCAUCGGUCCCAGGGGUACAGAGGAGUAUAAAUGCUCUGCUGUCACUCCCUCGUGUCGUCUGUCUCCUGAAAUCAGUGCUGUUAACAUGGAGAUCCGGUGGUUUAAGGAGACACGCUGUGUUUGUGUCUAUAAGAAUGGACAUGUGACAGAGGGGAGAGGUUACGAGGGCAGAGUGAGUCUGUUCACUCAGGAGAUGGAGAGAGGAAACGUCUCCUUACAGCUGAGAGACUGUAGAGGGUCAGAUGAAGGACAUUACCUGUGUCAGGUCACUGAUGGAGACAGAACAGAGGAGAUUACAGUAGAGAUGAGAGUACUGGUAAGUAAAUAACUCGACUUCACACUAAUGGUAGCGGCUGAUAUUUUAUAAACUUAUCACAUAUAUUACAUUUGAAUCCAGGGA